GCACGGAGCUCGGAGGCGCUGGGCACAGGAGGGCGGACGGGCGGGGCCUCGGCCGUCCAGGGCUGCGAGCGAGCGGGCAUCGUGGCCGGAGGAGCCAUGCCGGGCUUCGACUACAAGUUCCUGGAGAAGCCGAAGCGGCGGCUGCUGUGCCCGCUGUGUGCCAAGGCCAUGCGGGAGCCCGUGCGCGUCUCCACCUGCGGGCACCGCUUCUGCGACACUUGCCUCCAGGAGUUCCUCAGGACUUUCCCCACCUCCCACUUUCUUCCUCCGCCUGGGCAUUUCCUGGUGGCCUCCCAUCCUCCUGCAUGUCCUCCAGAGUCCCCGCCUUGGAAGGUCCCAGAAGCAAACGGCCCCCCUUCCUCGCCAUUCCCUUUCUCUGAUUCCUUCUGCCCCCCCCCUUUCCAGAACCACCAGGGGGUCUGCCCCCAGGAGAGCGUCUACUGUGAAAACAAGUGUGGGGCGCGCAUGAUGCGCCGGCUGCUCUCCCCACACAUGCUGGCCGAGUGUCCGAAGCGCACCCAGCCUUGCAGCUACUGUGCCAAGGAGUUCCUCUACGACACCAUCCAGAACCACGAGUACCAGUGUCCCCGCUACCCCGUGCCCUGUCCGAAUCAGUGCGGGGCACCCAAUAUCGCCCGGGAGGACUUGAGUGGGCACGUGAAGGAGAAUUGCUCAACCGCCUUGGCCCUCUGCCCCUUCAGGGAGGCCGGCUGCAAACACCGGUGCCCCAAAGUGUCCCUGGGCCGCCACCUGGACGAGAACACCAAGCUGCACCUGGGCCUGAUGGGGGCGCUGGUGGCCCGGCAGCGCCAGGAGCUGGCCGAGCUGCGCCGCGAGGUGGAGGAGCUGGCGGUGGGCAGCGACGGGGUGCUGAUCUGGAAGAUCUCCGACUACGGCCGGAAGCUGCAGGAGGCCCGCCUGCGGAGCAACUACGAGUCCUUCAGCCCCCCCUUCUACACGCACCGCUACGGCUACCGGCUGCAGGUCUCGGUCUUCCUGAACGGCAACGGGAGCGGGGAGGGCAGCCACCUCUCGGUCUACAUCCGGGUCCUGCCCGGCCAGUACGACAACCUGCUGGAGUGGCCCUUCGCCUACCGGGUGACCUUCUCGCUGCUGGACCAGAGCGACCCCUCCCUCUCCAAGCCCCAGCACAUCACCGAGACCUUCCUGCCGGACCCCGCCUGGAAGAACUUCCAGAAGCCCGGCACGGGCCGCACCUCCCUGGACGAGAGCCUGCUGGGCUUCGGCUACCCCAAGUUCAUCUCCCACGAGGACAUCAAGAAGCGAAACUACGUCCGGGACAACGCCGUCUUCCUCAAGGCCUCGGUGGAGAUCCCGCCCAAGAUCCUCUCCUGA
Thamnophis sirtalis is the source of this 1356-nucleotide messenger RNA. The record is from RefSeq and is a predicted model, not a curated record. Lineage: Eukaryota; Metazoa; Chordata; Lepidosauria; Squamata; Natricidae.